GCGGCACACGUGCUCUGCAUCCAACUAGCCAGUUGAAAGUCGAGUGGCCACGCAGCCAGUCCAUCGACCUCUCCCCACCCAACCCACUUGGUUCGAUCAGGUACCUCUAGGUAUCUUCUUGACUACAUCACAAUCAACCAGUCAAUCCAAUUGGGCGAUCCAACCGACAUGGCUCCCAAACAAGAUGACCCCCUGACCUUCACCGAAGUCGACGAGGUUGGCCAUCCAACAGCCACAUACAUCUAUUCCAAAUCAAACAAUGGACGAUCGACAACAGGACGGAUUGAUGUACUGCAUCCUCCCUACUCAACCUCUUUGUCAUGGUCAAUCGCUGCACUCCGGAACCUCCUCGUUGAGGUUUUUCUGCCUGCUGGGUACCCGCAUAGUGUUAGUGAGGACUAUGUUCCAUAUCAACUAUUUGACUCUCUCCAAGCAUUUUGCAGCUCAAUAGCCGGCCUCCUGUCUUCAAGAGCAGUGUUACAAGGCGUCGGAGUCGGCAAUGCCAGCGCAUCGCCCACGUCGGCCUUACUCCUCCACAUCCUGCAAGACACCUCCGGCCGGAUCGCCACGAUUCUCUUCGCGCACCGCGUGGGCACCGCGCUGGAGCCAGAAUGCAAGAUGUACCGGCUGGCGGCCGACGUGUUCAACGACUUCGCUAUGAUCCUGGACUGUCUGUCGCCGAUGAUCCCUUCUGGCAGUUGCCGUGUAGGUGUGCUCAGUACGGCGGGGGUGCUGCGCGCUCUCUGCGGAGUAUCCGGGGGGAGCUCAAAAGCCAGUUUGAGUGCGCAUUUUGCAAAAUGGGGGAAUCUCGCCGAGGUCAAUGCCAAAGACUCGUCUCAAGAGACUGUCAUCUCACUGAUUGGAAUGCUCGUCGGGUCCCUUGUGGUAUCGCAUAUCACCAGCUACACCGCAACAUGGAUCUCCCUGAUCACGCUCCUGACGGUGCACCUGGGCAUGAACUACGCCGCCGUACGCGCCGUCCAAAUGACGAGUCUGAAUAGACAGCGAGCAAACAUUGUGUUCUCCACCUUGCUUAACUCCGACUUCGGUCAACCCCAUUCUGCAGCUCCAGACACAACUGCAGACACAACCCCAGCAAACCACCCCCCGCAUUGGCACAUCUGCACACCCGCGCAAGCCGCCAAGCAAGAACGGAUCUUCUCACGGGGCAGUAUCCUCAAAUGGACCACAGCCCAAACGGUCUCAACCGUCGGAACGUGCCAAAUCGGCCUAUCACUCCACCAAUUCAUCACUUCCCAUUCUGAACACAGCUACAGUGUAGCAACAAAGAGCACAGGCACCACCUCGCUCAAAACACCCCUUCCCCUCCCACAGCUCACGAAACUCUUCACGCACGAACCCUACCUUCUCUUCUUGAGCCGCAGCACGAAAUCCAAAUCCACCUGGCACGCUACCAUCCUCCUCCAACCAACAAGCACCACCAAAGACCAGCUCAAAGCAUGGAUGCAUGCUCUUCUUUGUGCACGGUUACUUUCUACCUCUCCUUACCCUUUCCCUUCUACAUCUACCUCCACCUCCACCUCCAAACCGUCCCACCCCAACCCCACCACCACCACCAACAACAACACAAAAGAAACAGCCCCAGACCCAGAAACAGCAACAACCCUCAACACACUACUCCACACCCUGCACUUCCUAAACACAGCAUCCCGCUUCGAGAACUACCUAUCAGCGUUAGCAGCCGCAGGAUGGGAUCUGGACGUCGCGGCGCUAGAAACUCAAUCCGGUCGGCGGGUUUCAUUUCCCCGAUCUCUUCCCUCUACUCCUACUUCUUAGGGUUAGUUGUGUGUUAGUUGGGGUGAGUUGUGGGUUAUUGUGGCUGAGUUGUGGCGGAGGGGAGAGAUGAUGAGGGGAGACAAGUUUGACAUUGGGGUGAG
This is a messenger RNA of Aspergillus candidus, 1898 nucleotides long. Its product is annotated as RUS1 family protein. Lineage: Eukaryota; Fungi; Ascomycota; Eurotiomycetes; Eurotiales; Aspergillaceae. The transcript is spliced from 7 exons. The coding region runs from base 169 to 1797 and encodes 542 amino acids. The record is from RefSeq and is a predicted model, not a curated record.